Molecule: messenger RNA, 635 nt
Organism: Pocillopora meandrina
Lineage: Eukaryota; Metazoa; Cnidaria; Anthozoa; Scleractinia; Pocilloporidae
Source: the annotation of a GenBank genome assembly
CGCAAACGGGAGACUGAUGGUCUCACAACACGUGGUAAAGCUGAUGGUCUCACAACACAUGGAAACGUUGAUGGGUCAGAUAAAGAUCAAAUUGUUAGAAUCGAAAGCAUUGAGCUUUCCUUGAACACAGACAAGACGACGCAAACGAGGACAUAGUCGCAAGGUCAGAGGAAGUGCUAUGCUACAAAUUUCCAACUUUCCACUCGUCUAAAAAUACAACUGAGCCCAAAGAACUCACCGGGAAGACUAUAAGUCUCAUAGCUUUUGAUAGCAGUUAUCAGGGUCAGAUCCGAGGAUUUGAGGAAACUCUUGAAAAUAAGACAGCUGUUGAGCAUAUGUUGCAGCAAGAGUUGGAGACUUUAGAAAACGAGCCGAACGUUGUCAAGGAGACGGCAAUAGGUGAACUAUUAGAAACGUCAAACUCGUCUGAAGAAGCAAGUCUACUAUGUACCUUUAAGACUGAAUCUACUGACACAGCAAAUGAACCCCUUUACCUGAGGGAACAGCAUGAGAACUCUGACGAAAAAGUCUAUCAAAUGAAGAUCCAAGAGCUACAAGAAACUCCUCAAAGGAAAAUAGUUUAUGGGGAAGUGUUAGAGGAAGAAAUGAAGUGUUUAAAGAACGAUCUGAAUUAG